This is a messenger RNA of Solanum stenotomum, 2451 nucleotides long. RefSeq lists its product as uncharacterized. The record is from RefSeq and is a predicted model, not a curated record. The transcript has 4 exons. Lineage: Eukaryota; Viridiplantae; Streptophyta; Magnoliopsida; Solanales; Solanaceae. Bases 1 to 2451 code for a protein of 816 amino acids.
AUGGAGGUGCCACCUGGUUUUGAAAGCAUGAAGGGAAGGGUGUGCAGACUGAAGAAGGCACUCUAUGGAUUAAAGCAAUCACCUCGUGCAUGGUUUGGAAGAUUUACAAAGGAAACAGGAAAAUUAGGGUGUAAACCAGUGGCUACACCAAUUGAAUAUAAUCAUAGAUUGUGCAAUGCUCCAGAAGAUUUUGUGGUAGAUAAAGGCUUGUAUCAAAGGCUUGUAGGGAAAUUGAUUUACUUGUCUCAUACAAGGAUGGACAUUGCAUUUGUUGUAAGUGUUGUUAGCCAAUUUAUGAAUGAUCCUAGAGAAAUGCAUCUUCAAGCUGUCAACAGGAUUCUACAAUAUCUUAAAGGAAGUCUAGGAAAAGGAAUACUAUUCAAAAGAGGAGGAGACAUGGUUUUAGAGGCUUAUACUGAUGCAGACUAUGCUGGUUCAUCAGUAGAUCGAAGUAUUAGUGCGGAUGCCGCUUAUUGUUUACCUUGUUAUUUGUUUCAAGGAGAAAACAUUAAUCAAGGUGGUGGUAAUGUAAUUUCGACUAAGGGAUUUACAAAUUGGUAUAGAAAAGAUAGCUUUGCUACACAUAUUGGUCUACCGAAUAGCGUUCAUAAUCAAUCCAAAAGAAAGUGUGAAGAUCUCAUGCGAGAACAACAAUCCAUUCAAGCCGCAUUUUACAAGUUGGAUGAUAAAAGUUUUGCAUUUCGUGGUCAUGACGAGAGUGAAUUGUCAUUGAACAAGGGUAAUUUUCUUGAAGUUCUUUCUUGGUUAGCUGCUAGAUCUGAUGCAAUUAAACCUUUUGUGUUACAAAAAGCUCCAAAAAAUAAUAAAAUGACUUCUCAUGACAUCCAAAAAGAUAUUGUGACUGCGUGUAAGAUUGAAACAGUUAAGGCAAUAAUAGAGGAUAUAAAUAGUGACUACUUUGCUUUAUUGGUUGAUGAAUCUAGAGAUGUGUCACGCAAAGAGCAAAUGGCUAUUUGUCUAAGAUAUGUUGACAAAAUGGGGCUUGUGAUGGAGGCAUUUAUUAGACUUGUUCACAUUAAAGAUACUAGUGUUUUAUCUCUAAAGAAAGUAAUUAUAGAUGUACUUGCUCACCAUUCUUUGACUUUAUCUAAUGUACGUGGGCAAUGUUACGAUGGGGCAAGUAAUAUGCAAGGUGAGCUAGGUGGUCUUAAAACGUUGAUUAGACAAGAAAGUAGAUCGGCUCAUUCUGUUCAUUGUUUUGCUCAUCAACUUCAAUUGACUCUUGUUGCGGUUUCUAAAAAGUGUGUUCAAGUAGGUGAACUUGUAUUAUUAAUUUCAAAUAUUUUGAAUGUGUUGGGAGCUUCUUUUAAACGCGUGGAUAAUUUUCGAGAAUCUCAAAAAAAGCAUCUCCAAAUGGCAUUGGAUAUGGGUGAACUAGAAACGGGUAGAGGGUUGAAUCAAGAACUUGGUCUUGUUAAAGCCGGUGAUACUCGUUGGGGAUCUCACUACAAGUCAUUUGGAAACUUUAUUAGUAGCUUUGACUCUAUUGUUGAUGUACUUGAUACUCUUGUUGAAAAUGCAAGUACUUUGGAAGAAAGAGCAAGCGCAUCGGGAUUUCUCAGAAGUUGUCAAACGUUUGAGACUAUUUUCUUGUUGCAUUUGAUGACAGAUGUUUUAGGAAUCACAAAUGAUCUUAAUGUUUCAUUACAGAAAAAGGAGCAAGACAUUGCAAAUGCCAUGAUUCUUGUAAAGGUAGCAAAGAGAAGGUUGCAAGCUUUAAGAGAUAAUGAAUGGGAUCCUCUCUUUAAAAAAAAUAUUGGAUGGGAUUCACUUAAAGAAAAGGUAGAAGCAUUUUGUAUCAAGCAUGACAUUUCAUUACCCAAUUUUGAUGAUCCAUAUGCUAAUUCUGGGAGAUCACGACGUAAAGUAGUUAUUUGUACUACUUUGCAUCAUUAUCGUGUGGAUGUGUUUUAUAAAAUCAUUGAUUGGCAACUACAAGAACUUAAUGAUCGUUUCAAUGAGGUGACAAGUGAUUUGCUUAAUGGAGUAUCUUGCUUGAAUCCAAUUGAUUCAUUUUCUAGUUUUGACAUAAAGAAGAUAAUGAGAAUGGCUGAAUUAUAUCCUGAUGAUUUUGAUGGGUCCAACAUGAGAGCUCUUGAGAAUCAACUUGUUAAUUACAUUAUUGAUGUUUGUGAUAUUGAUGAAAGGUUCUCCAAUUUGGGUGGACUUGGAGAACUUUCAAGAAAGUUGGUUGAGACAAAGAAGCAUUUAACCUAUUCUCUCGUAUUUCUUUUAGUGAAGUUUGCUUUGCUUCUACUUGUUGCCACUACUACAGUUGAAAGAGCUUUUUUGGCAAUGAAGAUUAUCAAGAAUGACUUGCGAAAUCGAAUGGAUGAUGAAUUCUUAGUUGGUUGCAUAGUGCCUUAUGUAGAGAAAAAAGUAUUUAAAGAUGUUUCUAAUGAGUGUAUUAUGAAAACAUUCAAGAUAUGA